AUGACUACUGCCACUAAAACCAGCACCAUCUACUCUUUGGACGAUGUCUCCAAGCACAAUACCAAGAAUGAUUUGUGGAUGACCAUCCAUAACAAGGUAUACAACAUCACUGAAUUUGUUUUGGAGCACCCUGGAGGUGAGGAAGUGUUGCUUGAUGAAGCAGGCAAGGAUGCUACGGAGGCUUUUGAGGACAUUGGCCACUCUGAUGAGGCCCGUGAGAUCUUGGAAAAGUAUUUAAUCGGUACCUUGGAUGAGGCUUCUCAAAACAACACCUACAAGUUUAAUGUUAUCCGCGCUGGUGAGCUCCCUGAGCAAAAGAAGCAAUCUGGAUCGUUCCUUCGUGUCAUCUUGCCUGCCCUCGCUGUCGUCGGUGUCAUUGCCUACAAGUUUAUCCUUGCUCCUCAACGUCAAUAA
Mucor velutinosus is the source of this 414-nucleotide messenger RNA. RefSeq lists its product as uncharacterized. NCBI's taxonomy places the organism in Eukaryota, Fungi, Mucoromycota, Mucoromycetes, Mucorales, Mucoraceae. The transcript has 6 exons. Gene Ontology annotation, biological process: sterol biosynthetic process. The coding region runs from base 1 to 414 and encodes 137 amino acids. The record is from RefSeq and is a predicted model, not a curated record. Gene Ontology annotation, cellular component: intracellular membrane-bounded organelle; endoplasmic reticulum membrane. Gene Ontology annotation, molecular function: heme binding.